Messenger RNA from Cyprinodon variegatus (sheepshead minnow), 3714 nucleotides. It is a transcript of the gene pdgfab, whose product is annotated as platelet-derived growth factor alpha polypeptide. The coding region runs from base 613 to 1236 and encodes 207 amino acids. Gene Ontology annotation, molecular function: growth factor activity; platelet-derived growth factor receptor binding. Gene Ontology annotation, cellular component: membrane. The record is from RefSeq and is a predicted model, not a curated record. Gene Ontology annotation, biological process: platelet-derived growth factor receptor signaling pathway; positive regulation of cell population proliferation; positive regulation of protein autophosphorylation. The transcript has 6 exons. Lineage: Eukaryota; Metazoa; Chordata; Actinopteri; Cyprinodontiformes; Cyprinodontidae.
GGCUCUCUAUAUUCAGCUGCUCAGAGGCGCUCUGACACCAUUCACUCCAGAGUCCUCCACGUUCAAAGACCUGCGCUCAAACACGCUCUCAACAGCUCCACACGGACGCCUUACUUACUUACUCCAUUGUGAUUUCCUGGGGGGGCAUCUUUUGGAUUAUUUUGACGCAAAACUUUCAAAUCAGAGAAAAUCCAACGCGCUUUAAAUGGUCCCCUAGAGAACAGGAGCUGUUCUAAUAUGUUUGACUUUCCAUUGCGUUGGGUCAAAGUGUGAAUCUUUUUUUUUUUUUUUUGCAAAGGUGAAGGACAAGUGCAAUGCGCGCCAGACUUGUUUAUUGGAUUUGCCUCCCGUGCGCGUAAAGGAAGGUUUAUUCUGUGCUGGAGCGCAGGGUUUGUUGAAGAGGACGCAGCCGAAUGUGAAUAAUAAGAAGACAUCUCAGCCUAAAGGUUUCAAGCAAGUGAAAACGAGGCGUCUGGGCGAGCUGCUGUGACUCUACACCGCUUCCCUCCCUGAGGGGAUGGUUGUGGAUCCUCUGGAGCCAGGAGCGACUCGGGGGCUCCUAAGCGACAGCUCUUUUUUCGUGCUUGAGGAAGACUUUCCAAUUAAAAGGAGAUGAGAGCCACAAUUUGUUGCUUCCUGCUGUGGACGACGUACCUAUUGGCCACUGCUGAGGAAGCAGAGUUUCCCCAGGAGCUGAUCGAUCGGCUCUCCAACAGUGAAAUCCACAGCAUCAGCGACCUCCAGCGGCUACUGGAGAUUGACUCCGUAGGUACGGGAAACGAUGUUAUCGAGGAGCACAAGCAUCACAAGCACCACAAUCAUCAUAAGAACUCCUCCAAUCAUCAUGGUUACUACAAUGAACUGAAGAGCUCGCAGCUACACAGCCGACGCAAGAGGAGUCUUGUUGAAGAAGCCGUCCCUGCGGCGUGCAAGACGAGGACAGUGAUCUACGAGAUCCCCCGCAGCCAGGUGGAUUCCACGUCUGCCAACUUCCUGAUAUGGCCACCCUGUGUGGAGGUGAAGCGCUGCACAGGCUGCUGCAACACCAGCAACAUGCGCUGUCACCCGUCCCGCAAGCACCACCGCACAGUUAAGGUAGCCAAGGUGGAGUACGUGAGAAGGAGACCCAAGCUGAAGGAGGUCUUUGUGCGGUUAGAGGACCACCUGGAGUGUGUUUGCACAUCACAACAUCAUGUGGUAGAACACUUAGAUGCAGAGACAGUAGAUGUGAGGUGAGGCCUCCUUCGAUUAAGGGACAGCAGACUUGGAUGGACCUAAACCAGAAGACACCUUUUUUUUCUGCGUCCAUCUCCUUACCCACCAUGCAAACUUUGUUUAAGGAAAAUAUACUUUCUCGUUAAGUCAUGAGAAUGAAAAAGACUGAAAAGAGUAAAUCACAGAAUGCCAAAGGUGCUUUAAAAAUCAGUGUUGAUGAGGGCAACUGAACUGUGCUGCCAAUUACAAAGAAAAGAGAAGAUGCCAUGAAGCUUGGACUCAGACGGGAUGGAAGGACUUUGGGAUGGAGACUUCAGAAGACAAGCAAAACGGCAAAUAGACUGUUGGGUCAAAAUGUUUUGGGUGUCCAGUGCUAAGACUCAAAAAAGUGACCCAUUUUGUAUAAAAAACUGUUGCAUUCAAAGGAAGACAGCAAAAGGAAAAUAGGAAUAAUAAUGUAAAGAAAAAGCUGGGGAGGGUUUUACAGAGGCAACAUUGUGACUGAUGGACAAUUUGUUCUUAUUGAGUAAACAGCCUAAAUUUUUAAAUUGCCUUACCUGCCAUGUACAUAUAAUCUUAAAAAAACAGGAUGCAGCGCUGAUUUGCAAUCUAUUUAUGCGUGUGGACAUUUGCUUUUAUCACUUUCAGUCUUUGUAUGUUUUUAAUAAUUUCUGCAGACAUGCGAGUGGUAUGUUUGGUCCAGUCCUUUGCUCUCACCAGUAUCACAAUCUCAGUGUCAUUUUGUUUUAAGCAGUUGUUUUUUUCAUUGUCAACCAUGUUUCUUAUUAUAUUGCAGUAUAUCUGAUUGAUGUCAAGUUUUGCAUAUGGUUUGGAUGUAUGUGUGCAAAGAGGAGAUGCGAGAGUCAGUAAAGGAAGAUGUUUUAUUUUUGUUAUGAAAUAUAUAAUGCAUACUUAUAUCCAAACAGAAAUGAUGUUUUCUUUCAUACAUUUGUGGUUAAAAGCUUCCGUUUAAACAGUUGGGAGGUAAUGGGAUCAUUUUUAUAGGCAUAUGACAUGAUACAGAUGAUACAGUGGGGUUAAAAUAGGUUUACAGCAUUGCUACUAAAUGGUAAUUUAUGGUACCUAAUGCUCCAGUCAUUCCUUUACAGAACAAAACAAGCAAAUAUCACAAUAUGUCGAUGACAAUCGCAUCUAUCAGAAUAUUAGAGACAUCAUGGUUCAGAUACCUCUAAAAUGUAUUAAAAAUUAAGUAAGAGUUACAGGAACUCUGUAUCCUCUAUCCAUUGGAAAACUAUGGUUCUACAUUCCGCAAUUUUCUUUUGUGCACAGAAUUGAAAGGAACAAAUAGAGCAUGCCUAAUCCUGUGCUAGGCCAAAUACCUUCCCAAAGCAAUUGUAGUUUAAGUUUACUCCCAUACCUAUUACUGUAUCCCGUAAUUUUUCUGUGAUAUAAGCUCAUAUACAAGAUCUUUUCUUGUACCUAUUAGAUUUUGCAUUCUUUAAAUGCAGAACUACUACUGAUCCAGUCAAAAAGUGAAAGACUUAUCUAUAUUCACCUGUAGUUAUCUUCCUGGAUUAAAAUAAAGAUAACUUUGGAUUAAGAAACAAUAAAAGACUGCAAUAGCCUUAAGAAUGAAGCAGAUGUUACUUCCAAAAAGUAUAAUAACGAUCUUAAAUAUCGUUGGAAACACAAUGGUACAAUAAUGGUAAUGUAAUGGUAAAAUAAAAGUUCAGAGCUAAAUCUAGGUACAUCUGCCAAAACUAGAUAACCAAGAAUCUCUCCUUAAUAUCUGAGUGAGCUUUACAUAUGUUAAGAGGAUAAUAGGCAAAAACUUGCAAAAAGUCUUACAAAAGUAUUAGUAUUGCAGUAUUAGUUUCCAGGCUUUUGUCCUAAAUGCAGCAUGAUAUUUUAUAUCAGGAAUAUUUAUUGUCAUAUUGGUCCAUAAUAUUGUUUUCAUCCAGACACUUGGCACAAAAUGCACAUAAACACAAAACAGACAACAUAGGAAGUCUGUAAAAAUCUUUGAGUGCUUUCGGCUGCCCCCAUAUUCAGCUGCUGCCCCAGAAAGUCACUACUACUUCCUUAAAGUCUUGGCAAAGUUGUUACGUCACAUGUUCUUCCUGACAACCUGUAUUCAAAUGAGGCUCCCCCCGUACAGUCAAAGCCUUUAACCACUUCACCAUAGAGCAUCUGUAUGUCCUUAAGCAAGAGAUUAAAUACAGACAUAGAAAUUAUAUUGAAAAGAGGACUUACAGCAGCUGAAACAAUAUUGCUUAAGAUAAGGAUGAAAUAAUGUAAAUGGGGAUGUAGCAUUAAAUAAAUAUAGUCCAGUCCAAUAAAGUUGGGCUAGAGCAGCCAAUGAACGGAUAUCGGUCUUGAAAUUAGUGUUAAGUCUCUCCAGGAUAGGGGAUUGAUUUUACACCUUUGGGAAAGAAACUGUUUUUAAAAUUAUUCGCUCUGAAUGCAAUGUUUGUGAAACGGUUUUUUACUGAUGAAGGUGGAAGAAACAACUUGCAGCCUAGGAUGAUGCAAUCUGUG